AUGUGGACUUGUUUGGGAGAUUUGUCCUCAGAAGUUUUGGUUCGAAUUAUUUUGUUUGCCACAGUACAAACGUGAACAACAAAUAUAAUUAUCAAAAACACUAUAACUUAAUGUAAUAUUGUUUGAUUGAACAUAAAUAUAAAUUGUCGUAAAGCAAAAAACAGUAACAGAUCCUAUCCUAAUUAUGUACUAACCAAAAACUUUUCGACGCGAUAGAGCAGCGAAAAUACGUGUUAUUCAUAUAAAUAUUCCUGUCAAAUUAGCUUUUGAAUUAAGAACGCAAUGACAAAUUGCAAAAUUGCUUUUUAUAAGUUUGUCAGAAUUAACUUGAUUGAAAUGCACACUCUUCACAUGCGCCAUAUUAAUAGUCAGUUCCGGUGACCUUGAGAUGCAUAAUUAAUUUUUUCAUAACGUCACAGACAAGGUAGCGAUCUCAUGCGUCCAGCCGGCAAUUCGGGGAGUGUUUCCCCGGAGCCGGCUGGAAAUCGAGCCUAAGGACAAAGUACCUCACACUGAGGAGAAAGUACCCCAAACUGAGUACAAGGUUCCUCACUCCGAGGACAAGGUUCCUCACGGUGAGGACAAGGUACCUCACACUUAGGACAAGGUACCUCACACUGAGGACAAGGUUUCUCACGCUGAGGACAAGGUACCUCAAGAUGAGGACAAAGUUCCUCACACUGAGGACAAGGUACCUCACACUGAGGACAAGGUUCCUCACUCUGAGGACAAGGUUCGUCACGCUGAGGACAAGGUCCUUCACGCUGAGAACAAAGUUCCUCACGUUGAGGACAAGAUCCCUCACGCUGACGACAAGUGUCCUCAAGCUGAGGACAAAGUUCCUCACACUGAGGACAAGGUACCUCACACCGAGGACAAGGUUCCUCACUCUGAGGACAAGGUUCCUGACGGUGAGGACAAGGUUGCUCACGCGGAGGACAAGGUUCCUCACGCAGAGGACAAGUUUUCUCACGCAGAGGACAAGGUUCCUCACACAGAGGAGAAGGUACCUCACACUGUGGACAAGUUUUUCACCGUGAGGACAAGGUUCCUCACGGUAAGGACAAGGUUCCUCACGGUGAGGACAAGGUACCUCACACUGAGGACAAGGUAACUCACACUGAGGACAAUGUACCUCACACUGAGGACAAGGUUCCUGACGGCGAGGACAAGUUUCCUCACGCUGAGGACAAGGUUCUUCACGCAGAGGACAAGGUUUCUCAUUCUGAGGACAAGUGUACGUCACACUGUAGACAAGGUACGUCACGGUGAGGACAAGGUACCUCACACUGAGGACAAGGUACCUCACAGGAGGACAAGGUUCCUCACGCUGAAGACAAGGUUCCUCACGGCGAGGACAAGGUUCCUCACGCUGAGGAGAAGGUUCCUCACGCAGAGGACAAGGUUCCUCACGCAGACGAAAAGGCGCCUCACGCUGAGGAGAAGGUUCCUCCAUCUGAGGACAAGGUACCUCACACUGAGAACAAGGUACCUCACGCUCAGGACAAGGUUCCUCACGCUGGGGACAAGCUUCCUCAUGCUGAGGAAAAGGUACCUCACACUGAGGACAAGGUACCUCACACUGACGACAAGGCUCCUCAUGCUGAGGACAAGGUUCAUGACGGCGAGGACAAGGUUCAUGACGGCGAGGACAAGGUUCCUCACGCUGAGGAUAAGGUUCCUCACGCUGAGGACAAGGUACCUCACACUGAGGACAAGGUACCUCACACUGAGGACAAGGUACCUCACACUGAGGAAAGGCUUCCUCAAGUCGAGGACAAGGUACCUCACACCGAGGACAAUGUUCCUCAAGCUGAGGACAAGGUACCUCACACUGAGGCAAGGCUCCUCACGCUGAGUACAAGGUACCUCACGCUGAAAACAAGGUACCUCACACUGAGGAUAAGGUAAGCCACGGCGAGGACAAGGUUCCUCACGCUGAGGACAAGGUUCCUGAAGUUGAGGAAAAGGUACGUCACACUGAGGACAAGGUACCUCACACUGAGGACAAGGUUCCACACGCUGAGGACAAGGUUCGUAAAGUUGAGGACAAGGUUCCUCACGCAGAGUACAAGGUACCUCACACUGAGGACAAGGUACGUCACGCAGGGGACAAGGUUCCUUACGCUGAGGACAAGGUUCCUCAAGCUGAGGACAAGGUUCCUCACGCUGAAUACAAGGUACCUCACACUGAGGACAAGGUACGUCACACUGAGGACAAGGUUCCUCACGCUGAGGACAAGGUUCGUCACGCUGAGGACAAGGUUCGUCGAGCUGAGGACAAGGUACCUCACACUGAGGACAGUGUACCUCACACUGAGGGCAAGGUUCCUCACGCUGAGGACAAGGUACCUCACACUGAGGACAAGGUUCCUCAAGCUGAGAAAAAGGUACCUCACACUGAGGACAAGGUACCUCCCACUGAGGACAGGGCUCCUCACGCCCAGGACAAGGUUCGUCACGCUGAGGACAAGGUUCCUCACGCUGAGAACAAGGUCCUGACGCUGAGAACAAGGUUCCUCAAGCUGAGGACAAGGUUCCUCACAAUGAGGACAAGGUACCUCACACUGAGGACAAGGUACGUCACACUGUGGACAAGGUUGCUCGCGGUGAGGAUAAGGUACCUCACACUGAGGACAAGGUACGUCACACUGACGACAAGGUACCUCACACUUAGGACAAGGUACCUCACACUGAGGACAAGGGUCCUCAUGCUGACGACAAGGUUCCUCAAGCUGUGGACCAGGUUCCUCACGCUGAGUACAAGGUACCUCACACUGAGGUCUAGGUACGUCACACUGAGGACAAGGUUCCUCACGGUGAGGACAAGGUACUGCACAACGAGGACAAGGUUCCUCAAGCUAAGAAAAAGGUACCUCACACUGAGGACAACGUACCUCCCACUGAAGACAGGGAUCCUCACGCCCAGGACAAGGUUCCUCACGCUGACGACAAGGUUCCUCAAGCUGAGGACAAGGUCCUGACGCUGAGAACAAGGUUCCUCAAGCUGAGGACAAGGUUCCUCACAAUGAGGACAAGGUACCUCACACUGAGGACAAGCUACGUCACACUGUGGACAAGGUUGCUCACGGUGAGGAUAAGGUACCUCACACAUAGGACAAGGUACGUCACACUGACGACAAGGUACCUCACACUUAGGACAAGGUACCUCACACUGAGGGCAAGGGUCCUCAUGCUGACGACAAGGUUCCUCAAGCUGUGGACCAGGUUCCUCACGCUGAGUACAAGGUACCUCACACUGAGGACUAGCUACGUCACACUGAGGACAAGGUUCCUCACGGUGAGGACAAGGUACCGCACAACGCGGACAAGGUUCCUCAAGCUGAGAAAAAGGUACCUCACACUGAGGACAACGUACCUCCCACUGAGGACAGGGAUCCUCACGCCCAGGACAAAGUUCCUCACGCUGACGACAAGGUUCCUCACGCUGAGGACAAGGUCCUGAUGCUGAGAACAAGGUUCCUCAAGCUGAGGACAAGGUUCCUCACAAUGAGGACAAGGUACCUCACACUGAGGACAAGCUACGUCACACUGUGGACAAGGUUGCUCACGGUGAGGAUAAGGUACCUCACACUGAGGACAAGGUACGUCACACUGACGACAAGGUACCUCACACUUAGGACAAGGUACCUCACACUGAGGACAAGGGUCCUCAUGCUGACGACAAGGUUCCUCAAGCUGUGUACAAGGUUCCCCACGCUGAGUACAAGGUACCUCACACUGAGGACUAGGUACGUCACACUGAGGACAAGGUUCCUCACGGUGAGGACAAGGUACCGCACAACGAGGACAAGGUUCCUCAAGCUGAGAAAAAGGUACCUCACACUGAGGACAACGUACCUCCCACUGAGGACAGGGAUCCUCACGCCCAGUAAUAGGUUCCUCACGCUGACGACAAGGUUCCUCACGCUGAGGACAAGGUCCUGACGUUGAGAACAAGGUUCCUCAAGCUGAGGACAAGGUUCCUCACGAUGAGGACAAGGUACCUCACACUGAGGGCAAGGUAUUGCACACUGAGGACAAGAUUCCUGACGCUGAGGACAAGGUUCCUCAAGAUGAGGACAAAGUACCUCACACUGAGGAGAAGGUGAGGACAAGGUACCUCACACUCAGGACAAGGUUUCUGACGCUGAGGACAAGGUUACUCACGCUGAGGACAAGGUUCCUCACGCUGAGGACAAGGUACCUCACGUUGAGGACAAGGUUCCUCACGCUGAGGACAAGGUACCUCACACGGAGGGCAAGGUAUUUCACACUGAGGACAAGGUUCCUGACGCUGAGGACAAGGUUCCUCAAGCUGAGGACAAGGUACCUCACACUGAGGACAAGGUUCCUCACGCUGAGGACAAGGUUCCUCACGCUGAGUACUGGGUACCUCACACUGUGGACAAGGUACGUCACACUUAGGACAAGGUUGCUCACGCUGAGCACAAGGUUAAUCGAGCAGAGGACAAGGUACCUCACACUGAGGACAGGGUACCUCACACUGAGGACAAGGUUCCUCACGCUGAGGACAAGGUACCUCACACUCAGGACAAGGUUCUCACUCUGAGGACAAAGUUCCUUACGCUGAGGACAAGGUUCCUCAAGCUGAAGACCAAGUACCUCACACUGACGACAAGGUACAUCACACUGACAACAAUGUUCUUCACGCAGAGGACAAGGUUCCUCACGGUGAGGACAAGGUUUCUCACGCUGACGACAAGGUUCGUCACGCCGAGGACCAGGAUCCUCACGCCGAGGACCAGGAUCCUCACGUUGAGAACAAGUUACCUCACACUGAGGACAAGGUUCCUCACGCUGGCGACAAUGUUCCUCACCCUGAGCACAAGAUUCAUCACGCUGAGGACAAGGUUCGUCACGCUGAGGACAAGGUUCCUCACGUAGAGGACAAGGUGCCUCACGCUGAGGACAAGGUACGUCACACUAAGGACAAGGUUCUUCAAGCUGAGGACAAGGUUUCUCACGAUGAUGACAAGGUACCUCACAGUGAGGACAAGGCUCCUCACGCUGAGGACAAGGUUGCCCCCGCUGUGGACAAGCUUCCUCACGCUGAGAACAAUGUCCUCACGCAGAGGACAAGGUCCCUCAAGUUGAGAAAAAGGUUCCUCACGCUGAGGACAAGGUUCCUGACGGUGAGGACAAG
Paramuricea clavata is the source of this 5167-nucleotide messenger RNA. Lineage: Eukaryota; Metazoa; Cnidaria; Anthozoa; Malacalcyonacea; Plexauridae. The record is from the annotation of a GenBank genome assembly.